AUGGAAGGCAAGGGCAGAUCCGUGGAUCUUGUCCAGGCAGCCGUACGUUUCGACAACAACAAUAAUAAGGGUGGAGGAAUGGCGGUGCAGCGGCCGGGGCAAUACGCUGCACCAGAUGGGCCCACGGACGGCGAUGAGGAGUACUGGGAAUGGUUAUUUAAGGAAGAGGAUACUCCGGAGUCGCCGUACGGAUCUGACAUACUGCGGGCGCUGCUGUCCGCCAUCAGCCCCAAGUUCGCCGUCAAGCGGCCCGAGGACUACAUCCCCGUCACGCCCUCCUCCAUAUCCUCCGGCCGCUACGUCCGCUCCGACAUCUGGACCUGCGGACCCUCAGAACCCGACACCCCGGUAGCGGGAGCGGCCGCAACCGCCCGCGGGGGCGACACAGCAGCCCAGGGGCCCGCCAGCCCAAACGUUCUUCAAGUCCUCGCCGCCGCCGCCGCCGCCGCCAACUCGGGUUUGUUCCCGGGUGAGCUGCCCGUGGCGCCAUCACCACGGCACCCGCGUCAGCUGCAUCGCAGGGAGGGGGAGGAGGAGCAGGGGUGUAGGGAGACGGUGCGGGGGCAUCAGGGCUUACCACGGGAUUCAGAUCUGGAUCAGGCCCAGGGUCACGUGGACGGGUCCGUGCAGCCGCUCCAGGGGGGGAGCUCCCCGGACCGAAGGGGGGGCCAGCGGAAAGUGUUGAACCGCCGAGCCGCCGCCGCCGUGGCGUCAAUCGUGGGCAGUGGAGAGGCGGCGCUUGGGCGCCAGCCUCCAUCGGCCUCUCGCCAGCCCGGCGUACCGAGUCCCCAUCCCCACCCCCAACGCCAGCAGGGGCUCCUAAGCCCCGGAUCACAACGGCCCCGGGACGCGGCUCCGGCUGUGGAGGCGCCUAGAUGGCUGCAGCCUGGUGCUAUAGAACUAGCAGCUACUGUCCCACCCGAAGGUGGUGUCGAGGCGGCGUUGGCGGCCCUCACGACUUCCCCCUCCCAACAGCCGCGGGAGCAGCAGCAGCAGGGCCCGGGGCGGAGCAAGCUCUGUCAGAAGCGGGGCUCCGAAGCCGAAGCGGAGCGGGCGGCUCUAGCAGUGGCUGAACCCCUGUGGAAGCGCUUACCGCCUGAGGCUUGGAGGGAGGCAGCGGCCACCGCAGCGGCCAUCGCAGCAGCGGAGGCUUCGCUGGCUCGCGAUAUCUGCGCCAGGUGCAGCACCGGUGGUGCCGGCGGCGAAGGGGAUGUCCCCGUCUGUUCGGAGUGCGGGGGGGUGCUGGUGGACACAGCUCGAGGACUGUGGUGCCCGCAGCGGCAGUGCACAGAGGGGGGGUGGCAGCCGCCGGAAGAGGCCCCCGGGGCAGGGGGGCGAUGUGUGGAGCAGCCAGUAGCGCCACCAGCCGGGAGAUCCAGGUUCUAUCAGUUCCCUCCGCCGCAGCCCCACCACCACCAAACCCAUCAGCAGCCGGGAUGCGCACAUACCGGGGUCACUGGCGGUGACAGCGCCAGCGGCCAAGUUGCGACACACCACCUGGCUUCGGAGCAGCGUGAGCCGUACGAUGAUUGCCCCGCCGGCCAGCAGGACGAGCGUCCGUGCGUCCGCCAAUCGUCAAGUAGACCAUUGUCAUCACUAUCGGCUUCAUCAACGUCAUCAUUGGUCGCGUCGGGGGCGGCUGCGUUGUCCGUUGUACGACAUGCUGCUGCCACGUCAUCGCUAGCGCCGGCGACGCCAUCGGGGCCCGUCAACAGCAGCAGUAGCAGCUGUGUUGUUGUUGUGACCGGGGGGCAGCCCGGGGGGUUCCGGAGGAUUCCCUCCGUGGCUUGGCAGCAGCAGCAGGACGAGGAGGAGGGUGAGGAGGAGCAACACACCGCAGCAACUGAGCAGCUGGCUGGAGGCCUUGCCGUGGGGCUGACCCCGCCGCGGCCGUCACCGCCGUCGCCACCGUCGCCACCGCACCAGCAGCACCAGCACCAGCAGCUGUUUCAGCAGGCGCCGCUCCAGGGUUUGGCGGCUGAGCGGUGUGCCGCACUGCUGAUGCGCCCCUCACCCAACGCGCUUGCGUCUGCGGCCGCCCACGCAAGCGGUUGCGGUUCCGGAGCCCCCGGAUCUGCGCCCGAGCAGGGCGCUGGGGGCGCCAUGCGCCGUGACGGCCUUCACCCGGGUGUGGCCCGCUGCAGCUCGGCGGUGGCGCUGCUCCCGGGUGGUCCCGGGGCCGCCUUCCGUACUCCCUCGCCCCUGCACCCCCCGGCAACUGCCGGCGGCAGUAGCAGCAGUAGCUGUAGCAAUCGCUUCCUGACUCCUGACCGCUUUCUGCUUGCGGGGCCCUGCCACGCGGCUGUGGCUGUGGCGGCGGCUGGCGGCUAUGACGGCGGCGGGAAGGGCAUCUUUCGGACGCCCUCACCCACUACGGGGGGCUGCGGGGCUUUACGCGGCGGCAGCGGCAGCGGAGGCUAUGGUGGUUAUGGGGUGAGGUACGGCAGCGGCAGCCCCGGCGGCUUCCGGGGCCCAGCACACUGCAUCCGCGCCCGCAGUGCCGGCCCUGAGCGGCCCUCGCCACUGCUACUGCCGCCGCGCCUGCAGCCCAGAACGCCCGGCAGCCCACUGGAGCCGCCGGACAUGCCGCCGUCGCGUCGUACGCCGCCGCCCGUCGUACCGCUCACCUGGGAGCCGCCCCCCGCACCCUCGUCUGCAUUACUGCCGCCGCUAUUGCAUCAUCAGCCGCAGCCGUCCCCGCUGCGCCUGCCGCCGGCCCCCGCCCAACACCGCCGCAGCCACAGCGGCAGCAGCUCACCCAGCAGCUCCGGAAGUCUGUACGGUGACAACAACGACGCGAGCAGCGGUGGUGGUGCGGCGAGCUGCGAGUUGUCCCCCUCCGCAAUCGAGGCGCUGUUGUCGUUAUCGCCGCGGAGGCGCAGCGGUGGCUCUGUUGGCAGUCCACAGUCGCGAAAUGUGGCUCCCGUUGGUGCUGUUGGGGCGGGGGGGGCCGCCGCGGAGGUGAGCGGCGUCAGCAGUCUGGUGCCCUGGACUCGCAAGUCCCGUGAGCAGCCGCAGCGGACGCGGCAGUCGCAGAUAGAGCUGCGGGGCCAGGGGCCAGGUGUAGCAGCAGCAGUAGCAGCUGUUACUGGUGGUGGUGGUGGUGGUGGCCCUCCUGGAGUGCAAAGUAUCUCCAGAGCGACACCGGCAGCUGGAGAUGCGCAGCAAGAGCACCCGCAGCAGCACCAGCUGGUGUUGCGGCCUCCGGUUGCGGCCUCCCGCCAGGCGGAGAGGGUCGGGCGCUUCAGCAGCAUCCUGGAUGUCCCGUCCUCCCAGCCCCCAGCACCGCAGCAGGGCCCCCCGCAGCGGCUGCAGGGGGCGGGACCGGGAGGGCAGCAGCCUCCUCCCUCGGGCCGCCAUUCCGCAGCAGCCCCCCGCACGGGGCCCCUCGCGGGGCCUCACCGAGCCAGGGCGGUAGCGCCUGAGCGGUAUGCGGCGGCCCAGAGGUCCCCGUCAGCACAGCAGCGCAACAAGGGGACUCAUCACCACCUCCUCAAGGGCCACCGCAAAUCGCCGCCAUGGAAGCGAAGUAAGGCCCUUCUGUCGCCCGGGGCGCUGCGGCCGCAGUCCGGCGACGUCGCCACGUCAUCAGCGGCUGGCACUGGCGGCGCCGUCUCCUCCGCCGUCACCUCGGAGCCUCCCCUCCUCUACCGCCCCGCCUCUAUGUGGCGCAUGUGGCAAGGUAGCAGCAGCCGCAAGGCCCCAGACGCCAUUGCCGCUGCGGGCGGCCCCGCGGGGUACUGUGAGGGGUACGACGACAGCGGCGAGGUACACAUGAAAGCGAGGGAGGGGCUCUGCGGAGGAGGAGGGACAGGGGCUCCCCCCGGGCAGCCCAUGAACGCGGCGGCAGCAGUGGGGACGGACACCAGCUGGACCACCACCAUCACCCUGGCGCCCAUCAGGGCCCCCAACGCCGCAUGCGACUCCGCCACGUCACCCUUCCGGACGCCGCGUCUUAUCGCCGAACCGGCCUUGGGACCCGCGGGGGCGGCAGCGGCCCAUGCGGGUAGUGAAAAAGGGGGUGGAAGCAGCAGCGGCGGCGGCAGCCACUGCGACGACAUGAGCAUUAGUCAUGCGGCGCCGUCAUCCAUGUCAACCGGUACGACAGCCUCCGCCGCUGCCGCCCGCCCCGUCGUCAGCAGUGCGGACUCCUGGCGUACGGCGAGGUCCGUGUCCUUCACCGCGUCCUCCUCGGUGACAGUGGCACCAGGGCCGGCUCCCGGGGGCCCCCGCUCCCGCAGCAGUAGCAACCUUAUGAGCAGCGGUGCCAGUAGCGGCAGCAGUGGCAGUAGCGGCCAGGCAGUGAGCACACGGGUCGGCGGCCCCUUGAUGCCGAGCAUGCGGGUGAGCCGUGAGGAGUACGGACGUGUUCUUUGCAGUGAGGCCAGUGACUCCCGCAUUCCCCGUGCUACAGCUACAGCUGCAGCAGCACCUCCAAACGGCUUCAGGACGCCACCACCACCACCGCCCCAGCAGCAGCAGCAGCAGCAGCAGCAGGGGUCUUCAUGUGUGACUGCGGCUCCCGACACACCGGCUCCGACACACCUCGGACGUGCGGUCCGCAUCCUGAACGAGGCUGCCUGUGGCGGCGCAGACGAAGACGGGGGUGUACGGCGUAACUUGUUUCCGUCCUUGGGGCGAGCCGUUGGCUCCCCAGCCGCAGUAGUAAUUCCUACCACUGGACCGACUGACGCCGCCGACCCGGCCCCCCCCCUCGGCGGUGUCGCGGUGGUGGUGUCCAACGAUGUCCGGCCCCGGGACAGCCCAACGGGUGGCGGUAGUGCCGCUGGCAGCCGCCUCAGCCGCUUCUCACCCCCGACCACCUCGCCACGCGCCAGUGCCGGUAGCAAUAGCGGUAGCAGUAGCAGCGGUAGCAAUUCCAAUCCCGGGUUCCUGCCCCUGGGUCGGGUGGCUCCUGCCCCUCUCCACUGCCCCGAGGUGACUGACCCCCCCCACACACGAGACCGAUUCGGAUUGCUCAGCCCGCCUGCGACCAGCAGCAGCGCAGCAGCCGCAGAGGGGGGCCAGCAGGCGCACCUGCUGCCACCCCGGCCCCGGCGGCGGCAGUGGGAGGUGUACUCCACCAGCUCCCACAUCCUCACUCAUAACGGUGUCGGGGAGGGGCCGGAGGCGGUGGCGGCGGCGCAAGGGGGUCACCCGCCGGAGACCUCCCUGGUCUGCACUGCCGCCGCCGCUGCUGCCGCUGGCCCCCCCGCGCAGCGGAGUAGCACGGACGAGGGCAGUAAUCAAUCAUCGUUCGCGUCAGCAGUGCCGUUCGCUCCGAAACCGCCUCUGGCGCCCCAGAUGCCGCGUCGGUCCUCCUCAGGCGCUGGCACAGCCAGCACUGCUGCUGCAGCUGCUGCCACUACCGCCGGCAGCACUGCUGCCGCUAUGGACGCGCACACAGCUGCCUUUGCUGCGGCGGCGCCGUUGACGUCGGCUACCGGCCCUGCCCCCCAACCCCCGGUGGUCGGCGGGGCAGAUGUGCAGCACCCCGCUGUGCAGUGCAGUAUCGAGUUCCCGGGGCGGAGAAGCAGCGCCGGCUGGGGGGGAGGCGCCAGUCGGCCCGCCUCGGCCACGUCGUUGUGCUCCGAGACCAGCGUAUGCAGCAACAGCAGUGGUGGCGGGGGUGGCGGCAGCAACAGUGGGCAAUGCCACCCGCACCACCACCACUGGAACUACCGCCGCAGUCGGGAGAGAGCGCUGAUCAUCAACGGAGCCAUUGCGGCGGCGACGGCGGCCGCCGCCGCGGCUCCAGGGGGCCCAGCUGCCCAGCCCGCGACAGGGACAGGGACAGGGACAGGGCCGCAGCAGAUCUCGCUGCAGGCGAGGGGUAUUGCUAGCUCGGGCUGA
This is a messenger RNA of Volvox carteri f. nagariensis, 5853 nucleotides long. RefSeq lists its product as uncharacterized. Lineage: Eukaryota; Viridiplantae; Chlorophyta; Chlorophyceae; Chlamydomonadales; Volvocaceae. The record is from RefSeq and is a predicted model, not a curated record. The transcript has 3 exons. The coding region runs from base 1 to 5853 and encodes 1950 amino acids.